Molecule: messenger RNA, 2241 nt
Organism: Fopius arisanus
Lineage: Eukaryota; Metazoa; Arthropoda; Insecta; Hymenoptera; Braconidae
Gene: fs(1)Ya
Product: female sterile (1) Young arrest
Exons: 2
Coding region: 79-2118 (679 amino acids)
Source: RefSeq, a predicted model, not a curated record
AGCCGAGUAAACAGAUAAAUAAAGAAAACAGUCUCAGUACAUCGAGUGAAAAUCGAGGAACAAGUGUAUUUACCAGAUAUGGCUGAGCUCGAGCCAAAUCGUUGUUACGCCUGCAAGAAACUCUUCUGUUGCGUGGAUUGCUGUACAAAUCACAUAAGAAAUAAGCAUCCAGGUCGUCAAUCCGAGUGUCCCCUCUGUCGCUCGGAAAUUCUCAUCACCCGUAAUUUCAAUAAUUCCCAUUUUUUGUGUCACGUCGUGAUCAAUCAUCUGCCACUGAAAUGCCGAUACUGCGGUGAUUUCUUUCAGUGCAGUGCUGAUCUGAAGAAUCUGGGGACUUGUUCACGUCGUUUAUUGAUACAAAAAGAUAAUAUUAUUAAUGAAGGGCACUCAGUAGUCGCGCAUGGGCCAUCACCACUGACUCAAACUCCCCUAAACCCCGUGAAUCAGAGCAAAGGAUAUUCCAUCGAAGGAGACUAUAACUCCAACUUCGAGGACCUGACGUCACCACCAGAAUUUACAAGACACACGAGUACCCCGAUGCAGAUUGGCAUAUCCAGAAAAACAACUGGUUUUAUUUUCAAGACUCCGAGAAGUCCGAAUUUCUCUCUGAAAACCCCGAAGACACCGACGUGCGUUCUCCAGGAUAAAAAUCAAGCUGGAGAAGCCGGUGAAGACAGUAAAAGUAGCUACAGUAAGACAGAUACACCUCUAAUUUACAAGAAACAAUUAUCACGCGAGAGCAAUUUGCAGGAACUGCUGGAACAGUCUGAAUCCGUUUAUCUCAGUUUCUCUCCAUCGAGGAGACAGAAUUUGUCAGAGAGAGCUUCGCUCAAGUCUAUUUUAAUGAGUAAAUCACCUGGGGAAAAUUUUGAGCCCCAGAAGGAGAGGGUGCUCGAGGGCACCAGCACCGACAUGGAUUUGACGGAACCCAUGGGGUUUACUCCAGUCCCUCUUCUCAAAAGUGAUCCAGAGGAAAGAACAUCCAUCGAGGGAGUCUUCAAGUUCCCCCCCGAGGUGAGAGAUUCGGGAAAGAGGGUGAGGUUCUCGGAUCAAUUCGAGGUGCAGAAGGUGCCAGAUACUAGUCCGAGUAAAUCUCCUGUGACUGAUAUUGAGGAAUUCUUUGAGGCUCGACAGAGUCUGUCAGAAUUCACGGUCAUCAAUUCUGAUACGUCACCGGGUGAACAGAAAGAGGAUAAAGCCAAAGCCAGUCCUACGACCAAUAAUAAUUUCAGUCCGACUAGGUGUGAAGAGAACGAAGAAAAUCGAGGGAACAAGGAAAAUAUUGAGAAUGCAAAUAUCGAAAAAGGCACUCCAACUGGAAAAAAUAAUGAGAAUGAGGGACAUAAAUAUGUGAGUACUAAAGUUUCAGAGACUUCACGAGUGGUGAUGAUGGUGCUGGUGGAGAAGACCGGGGACAGUGGUAAUGUGGAUCUAACUCCACUCAUCAAUUCUGGUUUAAAGACUUUGGAAUCGGUGACCACAGGCAUGAACUCUGGAGAAUCUCCAGUCUCGACGGGGGAACAUCCUGACGUGCAGAAAAAGCUCGCUGUUGUUUCGGUUGAUACUUAUAAACGUAUCUCAACAAUUGAGCGUUGCCAUAAGCCAGAAUCUCCCGGAGACUUGAGUCAGAAGAGAAGAUCUGAUAAAUCUGAGAGCAGUGGAAGCCUCUUAUCUGCGGUUGCCAAUGCUGUUAGGACCGCAUUUAAAAAUAUCUCAGAAGCUGUCACAACUAGACAUGUCAUGGGCGAACAAGAGGGCUCUCGAAAAAUUCCAACGAUUCAAAUACACCCUCCGGAUACACCAGCCCCUUCUGUCCGACCUCUGAAACGAGCGAGAGACGAUUUAAUUUCGCUGGAUGCUGCGGAAGUUACGGCGGCUGGAGCUACUGAUAGUGAUGAAUCAAAUGAUAUUCGGAGUCCAGAGCAGAAGAGACCUCGUGCUUGGUACAGGCAGAUACGUGGGAGGGAUCCAAUCGCGAGAAUGAAAUAUAGUUCGAUACUACCGAGCAGAGGUAUCUCUAAUGAAACUCAAUGCUUUCAGCAAGGAUCGCUGUCCGUUGGAGAUACCAUUCUACCUCUACCCUCUCGUGCCCAUCAAUCGACGCAGACUGAUCGUUGACGAGAAAAUAACGGGUGUCUAUGAUUAUGCAUUUUUUUAAAAUACACGCAGAUGAAGUUUAGGUUUUUUAGGAUUUGAUGGAUAAAGAUUGAGUUACUCUUUGAAUUAAAAAUUUGAAUGCAA